UGAACUUUGAACACUGAGCAGAUCACAAUCAUAUGCAAGCAACUAUUUUACAACCAAGCCUCUUCUCUGUGUGAACUUGUUGCUGCAGAAUGACUUUUGACCAGUUAUCAAAUCCAAGGCUGGAAUUUCUUUUUACGACCGUGUCCUGACACACCAGAGAAACCAGGAAGCAUCUGUUCCUCCCUGAAGAGACGCAGGCUGAAAACCAGACGAUCACAUUCACCUUCCAAACCAAACUGAACCAAACCAGAACAAACGUCCUGAGUGAGUCCAGCUACAGGAGAGAAGAGUCAAACUACAACCUGCCGACGCUCCACACACUGACCCUUCACCUGGAGACUCAAUGGCCUCCAGAUCAGAAGAGGAUCUCUGCUGUUCCGUCUGUCAUGAUGUCUUCAGAGAUCCUGUUCUUCUGUCAUGUAGCCACAGCUUCUGUAAAGACUGUGUGAAGAGCUGGUGGAGAGACAAAGAAGAAAAAUUGUGUCCACUUUGUAAGAGUAGAUCUUCAAAGCGUAAACCACCUUGUAACCUGGUGUUGAAGAACCUGUGUGAGGCCUUCAUACUGGAGAGAGAUCAGAGCUCUUCACCUGCUCUCUGCAGUCUGCACUCAGAGAAACUCAGACUCUUCUGUCUGGACCAUCAGGAGCCAGUGUGUGUCAUCUGCAGAGAUUCAGAGAAACACACCGACCACAGAAACAGACCCAUCAAUGAAGCUGCAGAACAACACAAGAAGCAGCUUCAGGAAACUCUGGAGCCCUUGAAGAAGAAGUUUCAGAGUUUUAAACGUGUUAAAGUAAAGUUUGAUCAAACAGCGGAACACAUUAAGGUCCAGGCCGGACUCACAGAGACGCAGAUCAAGGAGCAGUUCAAAAAGCUUCAUCAGUUUCUGGAGGAGGAAGAGGAGGCCAGGAUGGUUGCACUGAGGGAGGAAGAGGAGCAGAAGAGUCGGAUGAUGAAGGAGAAGAUUGAGGCUCUGAGCAGAGACAUGACGGCUCUUUCAGACACCAUCAGGACCAUAGAGGACGAGCUGAGAGCUGAAGACGUCUUGUUCCUGCUCAACUACAAGGCUGCAGUGGAACGAGUUCAACAGCACCCCCUCAUGGAUGAUCCACAGCUGGCCUCAGGAGCUCUGAUUGACAAGGCCAAACAUCUGGGCAACCUGAGCUUCAACAUCUGGAACAAGAUGAAAGACGUGGUCUCCUACAGUCCUGUGGUUCUGGACCCAAACUCUGCUCAUCAUCUACUCGUCCCUUCCGAAGAUCUGACCAGUUUGAGACGAGGAGAGGAACAGGAUGUUCCUGAUAAUCCAGAGAGGUUUUGUCCUUUUCCAAUGGUCUUGGGAUCUGAGGGUUUUAACUCAGGGACUCACAGCUGGGACGUCCUGGUUGAAAAAAGUCAAAGCUGGUCACUGGGUGUAAUACCGGAGUCUAUCGUGAGGAAGGGAGAGAGGAUGUAUGAACACUGGAGACUAAGGUUCGAUUCAGGUAGAACCAGAGCAUUGUCACGAUCAGGAUCAACUGAUCUCUCUGUGAAGAAGAUCCAGAGGAUCAGAGUGAAACUGGACUGGAACAGAGGAGAACUGUUGUUCUAUGAUCUUGAUACUAACAAACACAUUCACACCUUAACACACACUUUCACUCAGAAGAUGUUUCCAAUCUUUCAAAUUGUAGAUGGUCAUCACCCAGUGAAGCUGUUACCUAUGAAAGUCUCUGUGAUGCUGGACCAGAGGAGUUAGAGAUAAAAAAUGUAUUCAUCAUGUUUAUUUCUUGGAGAGAAAUCUGCUGAAUUUAAAUGUUACACUCGUUAUUCUAUUAUUAUUAUCAUCAUUUUCUGAUCUUUAUCUUUGGUUGGUUUUUUAUUUUCAUUGAAAAUGUUUUCUCUCAUUUAGAUUUUGUGUGGAUCCAUGAAGUCGAGCAAACUGAUGAAGAUCCAAAUAAAAACACAUUUGUCAAUAACAGCUGAUCAUUGUUCACAUUCAACAAACUUUAUUUAAACUCACACAUCAGUAGAAAUGCUGCUGUCACAAACUCUGGUCUGGAGCUGGAGAUCUACAUUCAGGGUAGAUUCAGUGAAACAACGUGAUGACAUCAUCACUCUGUGGUGGAGUCUCAGUUAACUGUGAUUACUUUUCACACAGAAUCACACUUUUACCUCAUUGUCAUGUUUCUGGUCUCACAUCGUUUGGUUAAAGAGCAAACUGAGCAUCCGCUUGCUAGGUAGCAUUAGCCUCGCUUACAUUAGCAUUACCCUUGUAAUCUAACAUUAACCAUUAGCCACCAUUCUUGAGGCCGUUAAAGUGAAGGUCAUGGCCGCCACACAAUUCAACAAAUUAUAAAGUACACGUUGAAUUAGUGACGUUCUCCAUGUUUCGUCUACAAACAGGCCAAGGGUCAUAGUUUGAUUAAUUAAACACAAUAAAAAAGUAUCAGAGAUUAUUUUCUAUAUAUUUUUUAUUUUCUAUAUAUUUAGUGUAUGUCUGACAUGCAGUUACCAUCGGGGGGGGUAUGUAAUCUUUAAAAAAAAAAGGUUUUUUAUGAAUUAACUAUUGAUGAGAUAAGAUGCAUUUAUUCGUCCCAAACACAUGCACAGUCAUGCAGGUAGGGAAAUGUAAUCUCUGCUUUUGACCCAUCUGGUGCAGUACACACAGAGCAGUGAGCGACCAUGUACGGCGCUCGGGGAGCAGAUGUUGGGGGAGUAAGGUGCCUUGCUCAGGGGCACUAGACAGGGUAGGGAGACUCUUGGAUUUUUGGACAGAUCAAUCCAGGUUCGUCUUUUGUUGUCUCUCCGUGGAGUCGAACCAGAGACGAACCAGAGACCUUCUCUGCCCAUAGUCCAAGUUUCGGCCUCUAGACCACCGCCUCUUAAUGGGGAGAUGGAAGAUUUCAUUCUUGUAGUUUCUUUAUCCUCUACAAUGAUGAUAAUACAAUAAAAAAUAGAAAUUUGAACUUUACCAUGUUCGAUGCUGUUACUGAUUCUCUCACCUUUGUCACUAUGACGUAUUUUGAACAUAUAAUUACUGUUUAUUUUGUCUUUGUUAUCUUUAAUUGAUGAAAUAUAAAGUUCAUCUUUGUGUCUGUUCACUGCAGCGGUUGGAUUAACUUCACUUCAGCAGCUUCACCCACACAAACUGCUGCAUGUUCAUAUUUAUGCAUUUAAAAAGGGAGAUGCACAUUAAUUAAUAGGUGUAGUGGAGUCCAUCAUAUCAUGGGUCAGAUUUAAUGAUGCAGGCUAGUUUAUUGUUUACUUUACAGUGUGUAGUUCAGCUCCGACACACACAAACUCUGUAAUUAAGUCAUGUAUUGUUAUUGUGCCUUAUAAAGACCAGUUAUAAGCCAAUGUUCAAUAGGUCUUUAUUGUAAAUGUUUAUAUUUCUGUGAGUGAAUAUGUGUAUUAAGAUGUUUGAAGUAAAGAGACACCAUAAUAAUUGAAUGUAUGUUUUAUGCACUUUAAAAUGCAGUUACACUCAGAGAAAUGCUUGUACUUGAAAUUGUGUUAAUUUGAAUAAGAUGCAGUCUGGAUGAGGAA
Messenger RNA from Pleuronectes platessa (European plaice), 3525 nucleotides. RefSeq names its product E3 ubiquitin-protein ligase TRIM39. The record is from RefSeq and is a predicted model, not a curated record. NCBI's taxonomy places the organism in Eukaryota, Metazoa, Chordata, Actinopteri, Pleuronectiformes, Pleuronectidae. The coding region runs from base 344 to 1735 and encodes 463 amino acids. Gene Ontology annotation, molecular function: zinc ion binding; protein binding. The transcript is spliced from 2 exons.